UUCCAAGAAUGUUUGUACCGGAGGUGAGACGCUUCGUUCCUAUAGUGAGCAUCGUCGGAGACGAAUACUGCUAUCCAUACUUGGUGGACCUUGUAGUGAAAAAAACCGUAGGUUUAUCCACCAAGCAUGUGUGUGUCUUUGAUGGGACCGGAACCCUACUUGUGCAAGUCGUUGGAGGGUGUUGGCAAUUGAACAAGAAACGAACCAUGUACAAUUGUUUCGGUGCGCCUAUCAUCACCAUGCGAAGGAAGGCACACCAAGAAUGGAUAGUCCACAGCGGCGAAAGACUGGACGGAAGCAAUCUUCUCUACACUGUACACAAACCUCAGUCUUUCCAGCUCAAAAGAAAGCUUGAAAUUUUCCUAUCUAGCCCUAUCACUGGAGAAAUUUGUGAUUUUCGUGUUAUUGGAAGUUAUAUAUGUCAAUCAUUCAAAGUCUACAAAGGCGAAACUGUGGUAGCAGAGGUUAAAGACAACUCCAAACUAAAAAGCUUAGGGAAAGGGAGUUUCCAAGCAAGAAUGUAUCCUGGGAUCGAUUAUGCCUUUAUUGUCUCGUUGCUACUCAUAUUUACCGAAAUACAUUUCUGAAUGACAAAU
This is a messenger RNA of Salvia splendens (bonfire salvia), 596 nucleotides long. RefSeq names its product protein LURP-one-related 14-like. Bases 9 to 587 code for a protein of 192 amino acids. NCBI's taxonomy places the organism in Eukaryota, Viridiplantae, Streptophyta, Magnoliopsida, Lamiales, Lamiaceae. The record is from RefSeq and is a predicted model, not a curated record. The transcript has 3 exons.